This is a messenger RNA of Castor canadensis (American beaver), 3099 nucleotides long. NCBI's taxonomy places the organism in Eukaryota, Metazoa, Chordata, Mammalia, Rodentia, Castoridae. The record is from RefSeq and is a predicted model, not a curated record.
AUCCUGUCAGGAAAGUGGAAUGGAGAAGUGAUUUCAAGGAGACAAAAGUAAUGGUGUACAUUUUCUGAUUCCUAAAGAAGUGCUCUUUUUUUUUUUUUCUUUUUGCAUGGACAAUGGCCGUCGUACUUAGAUUCCUCUGGGUAGGGAUAUGCUUUACUGUGACCGUUGCUGAAAGCUACAUCCUUUUCAUCUACUUCAACAGGCAGUGAAACGGUUUGGUUGCAGCUCCCAGCACCGCCAGGAAAGGGUUUGCAGACCACGCGACAGCCGCCGCUUCUGUAAGAGGACAGGAGGCUGCGGGCGGUGGUGGCCAAAAGAGUAGCACGGGGUCCCAGCGUCACGGGUACAUCUCGGCAGUAUUUGACACCUUGCCAGGAAACUCCUUCCCGCUGGGAAGCCCAGAGAGGCGCACUAGCCCACACGCGCAGAGGGGUGGUUCCAUCGUCACAUCACCGGCACAGCGACAAAAGUCAACCAACCAAACACGCUUCCUCCACACGCGCGGGAAGCAAUACUCCGCUGGCCAGUUAUGCUGAGGAGUCCCGACCUACGGCUGCGGGUGAGUGACGGGGCUGCUGGUCUCCCGACUUCCGGGUGUGUGACCUGUCUUCAGGGCGGACGGUGAGAACCUGUCCCCUCUGCUCUGGCCUGGCGCCACACGGGUCUUCCCUGCGCUGCUCCGCCCCGGCCGCGGGGAGGCUUGGCGCGCGGGAGCGCGGAUCACCGGAGAGUGCGGAUCCACCCGGGAGCGCGGAUCACCCAGGAACGCGGAUCCAUCCCGGAGCGCGGAUCACCCGGGAGCGCGGACCACCUGGGACGCUUCGCUCGCCCCGAAGCCCGCGGAGCAGAAACCCCUGAGCACUGGAGAUCAUGGAUAAAUUUGACCUGAUUAAGGUCAUUGGGGAAGGAGCCUUCGGAAGAGCAUACUUGGCUAAAGGGAAAUCUGACAGCAAGUCCUGUGUCAUAAAAGAGAUCAAUUUUUCAAAGAUGCCCAUCCAAGAAAAAGAAGCUUCAAAGAAAGAAGUGAUUCUUCUGGCUAAGAUGCAACAUCCCAACAUUGUAACCUUCUUCAGUUCAUUUCAAGAGAGCAGCAGACUGUUUAUUGUGAUGGAGUAUUGUGAUGGAGGAGAUCUCAUGAAAAGGAUCCACCGCCAACGGGGAGUGUUAUUUAGUGAAAAUCAGAUCCUGGGUUGGUUUGUACAGAUUUCUCUAGGACUAAAACAUAUUCAUGAUAGGAAGAUAUUACACCGGGACAUAAAAGCUCAGAACAUUUUUCUUAGCAAGAAUGAUACAGUUGCAAAGCUUGGGGACUUUGGCAUAGCAAGAGUCCUAAAUCAUUCCAUGGAAUUUGCUCGAACUUGUGUUGGAACACCUUAUUACCUGUCCCCGGAGAUCUGUCAGAAUAAGCCAUACAACAACAAAACGGAUAUUUGGUCUCUGGGCUGCGUCUUAUAUGAGCUUUGCACACUCAAGCAUCCUUUUGAGGCUAACAGCUUACACCACCUGGUUCUGAAGAUUUGUCAAGCACAUUUUGCCCCCAUAUCACCAAGGUUUUCUCAUGAUUUACGGUCCUUGGUGCCUCAGCUCUUUAAAGUAUCUCCUCGAGACCGACCGUCUAUUAAUUCCAUUCUGAAAAGACCCUUCAUAGAGAAUCUUACUGCCAAAUACUUGACUCCCGAGGUUAUUCGUGAAGAAUUCAGUCACAGGCUCAUAUGCAGACCAAGAUUCUUAGCCUCUCGACCUGCAAGGAAGGAGACCCAGGAUUCUAAAAUACAGAAAGUGAGAUUCCAGGGAAAGUGCCCACCAAGAUCAAGGAUAUCAGUGCCAAUUAAAAGAAAGGAAGUAUUACAUAGAAACGAAUGGAGACCACCAUCUGGACGCCAGAAGCCCUUACGUAUAAAAAUGACAGAAAGGGCCAAGCCUGCUGCAGCUUGUGGACAUUAUGACUUUUACCACGCUCAACUUGACUUGUGGAGGGAGAAAGCCCGUGAGCCAAGCUGUCACGGUGUUCCUCCAAAAGGUUCUGGAAGUGAGGAGGAUUGCAACCAAGAAGAAAGGCUCCGGCCGUCACCUGCCCCAUGGUCUGCUGAAUACCUUCAGAGGAAAUUUGAAGCUCAACAAUAUAAGUUGAAAGUGGAAAAGCAACUGGGUCUUCGUCCAUCUUCUGCUGAGCCAGAUUACAACCUGAGGCAAGAGCUAAGAGGUCAUGGAGAAGAGCCUCGAUUCCAGGAGCUGCAGUUUAGGAAAAAGGACAUGAAGGACCAGGAAUACUGGAAAGAGCUGGAGGAAAUACGCGACCAGUACCACAAUGACGUGAAGGCAAUUAGAAAGAAGAUGGGAAGAGAGCAUGAGGAGAACGCAAAAAUCAAUGAUGAAACCUAUUUGGUGAAGAAGAGUGUCCUGGCCGCCCGCCAGCACCCACCUGAGGAAGAGGCGCCUGCACAGGACAUUGAAAGAGACUUGAAACAAAUUAGGCUUCAGAAUAUAAAAGAAAGUAAAAUUCCAGAACAGAAAUAUAAACCUAAGAGAGGCGUAAAAUUUGAAAUUAAUUUAGACAGGUGUGUUUCUGGUGAAGACAUCUUCCAAGAAACAGAGGAAAGGGACAUGCUAAAUGAUACUUUGACCUUCGAGGGUGGCAUGAAAUUUAAGGAACGUAGACAUAUAAAGGAGCAUGAAGACUACACAGACAAAGCCUUUGAAGAACUCCACGGCCUAGAACCAGGUACCUCCACACAGGAUGCUGCUGCUGCAGAAAGCAGGAGGCAGUGGGACGCCAGAGCCCCUCAGACUCUGCUGCAAAUGAUGGCCGUGGCCGAUGUCACCUCUACCUGCUCCAUGGUGCCUGAUGAUGGCGGAGUGAUUGUGAUGGAAGGUGGUCCAGAAGCUAGGAAGCAAUGGCGGCAGGAAGCACCAGGAACUUUGAUGCGCGUUUUGACAGCAGCACAUCUAACGAGCAGCUCAUUUUCUGCCAAUGAAGAACCUGUAGGGACAUUAAAACCAUGGCUUCCUGAAGAAGGUGAGGGCGAAGUGGAGAUGGCCUCUGGCACUGAAGUAGAUGAAGAGCAACUGGAACCAGGAUCCGAUGGCGAUGAUACGUAA